Messenger RNA from Chelmon rostratus (copperband butterflyfish), 1188 nucleotides. Its product is annotated as TATA box-binding protein-like 2. Gene Ontology annotation, biological process: DNA-templated transcription initiation. Lineage: Eukaryota; Metazoa; Chordata; Actinopteri; Chaetodontiformes; Chaetodontidae. The transcript is spliced from 11 exons. Bases 1 to 1188 code for a protein of 395 amino acids. The record is from RefSeq and is a predicted model, not a curated record. Gene Ontology annotation, molecular function: RNA polymerase II general transcription initiation factor activity; DNA binding.
AUGGACAAGUCAGCGUUGGAGUGGUACUUUGAUCAUUUCAUUGCAAACGAUGCUUCAGAGAUGGAGAGGGAGGACGUGAUGAAACAGCUGGAUCACGAGCGAGUGUUCUUCAUCUUACUGCCUGAUGAGCUCCUAACUCUGAACAAAGACAACACAGGUAACAGCAGCACCCGUCUGGACUACAACUCCCAGAAUUCAACAGCAGCGGCCAUGCUCCCAGGUGGAUCAUCCAUGCCGGAUCGUCCCACGGCGCCCAUCAUGCCUGUGACACAGAGGACAGAAAUCAUCCCACAGAUACACAACGUCCUCUCCACAGUGCACCUCGGCUGCUGUCUGGACCUGAACUUAAUUGCUAGCAAAGCGUGGAAUGUAGAGUACAAGCCAAAGUCUCACAGGGCCGUCAUGCGGCACCAGCGGCUGCAAACUACAGCAGUGAUCUACAAAUCUGGGAAAAUUGUUUGUGCAGGAUCCAAGAGUGUGGAGCAGUCACACCUGGAGGCCAGGAAGUACGCCCGCAUAGUGCAGAAGCUGGGCUUCCCCGCCCGCUUCCUGAACUUUCAGAUCCGGAGCUUUAUGGCCAGUUGCAACACCUUCCCACUCCGUUUGGAGAAAUUGGCCCACCAUCAGCACUGCAGUUAUGAACCAGAGCUGUUUUCUGGCCUCUCCUGGAAAGUGACGCCUAACGUCACUGCAAACAUCUUUUCAACUGGGAAGAUCAUUUUAAUGGGAGCUAAAAAGGAAGCUGAGAUCCACGAAGCCCUUGAUAUCAUCUUUCCAGUCCUGAGCUCUAAAUACUUCUGGACCUCUACUUUCAGUCAGUGUGAAUCCAGAUCUCUGGCCCUCAGCCACUAUGGGGUUCCUGGCAGACGAUUACUGGUCACCAGGGUUUUGUGUGACCUGCUGACCUCUGAACUGGAAGCCCUUCCUGUUGGCUCUCCAGGGCUGCAGGCCCGCGUGUUGACACCGAGCAGCAGGAAGUCACGGGCUUUUGGGGCUCCCGCCUCUCUCUUGGGCCCUGCUGUGGUGCCCCCGCAGUCUGGAUCAAAGGACUCACCGGGGGCCCCGCCGGCCCUCGCUGACCCCAGAGAGGAUCAUCUGCAAAAGCAAGAGUUCUCUCAGUGUUUGAAAACAAGGCCAGAUGUGUCCAGCCGGACACUGCAGAGGCUGCGGGACACUGAGGUCACGUGA